This is a messenger RNA of Nannospalax galili (Upper Galilee mountains blind mole rat), 7156 nucleotides long. RefSeq names its product abhydrolase domain containing 2 (gene Abhd2). Gene Ontology annotation, cellular component: sperm plasma membrane; sperm flagellum. The coding region runs from base 246 to 1523 and encodes 425 amino acids. Gene Ontology annotation, molecular function: monoacylglycerol lipase activity; acetylesterase activity. Lineage: Eukaryota; Metazoa; Chordata; Mammalia; Rodentia; Spalacidae. Gene Ontology annotation, biological process: medium-chain fatty acid catabolic process; steroid hormone receptor signaling pathway; acylglycerol catabolic process. The record is from RefSeq and is a predicted model, not a curated record. The transcript is spliced from 11 exons.
CGGCGGUUGCCUGGGCGUGGCCGGUAGCGGCGGGAGCUGCGCUGGCCAGGGGUUCCGGCUGUAUUUCCAUGAGCGCAGCCGGCAGCCGCGGAGCUGCGGGAACCAGACUCGGGGCCAGUUGGACCGCCAGAGUCCACCGCGCAGCUUUUAGGUUAAUUUGAAUAAGAGAUCGGACCUUAUCGGCCCAACCGUACUUCAAGGAAAACCCAUAUUCUCUGUGAGAGGAAUAAGUGAUAUAGAUCAAGAUGAAUGCCAUGCUGGAGACCCCUGAGCUCCCAGCUGUGUUUGACGGGGUGAAGCUGGCCGCAGUAGCUGCUGUGCUCUAUGUGAUCGUCCGCUGUUUGAACCUGAAGAGCCCCACUGCCCCGCCUGACCUCUACUUCCAAGACUCCGGCCUCUCCCGCUUUCUGCUCAAGUCCUGUCCUCUUCUGACCAAAGAAUACAUUCCACCAUUGAUCUGGGGGAAAAGUGGACAUAUCCAGACAGCCUUGUAUGGGAAGAUGGGAAGAGUGAGGUCGCCACACCCUUAUGGGCACCGGAAAUACAUCACUAUGUCAGAUGGAGCCACUUCUACCUUUGACCUCUUCGAGCCCUUGGCUGAGCACUGUGUUGGAGAUGACAUCACCAUGGUCAUCUGUCCUGGAAUUGCCAAUCAUAGUGAGAAGCAGUAUAUCCGAACCUUUGUAGACUAUGCCCAGAAAAAUGGCUACCGGUGUGCAGUGCUGAACCACCUGGGUGCCCUGCCUAACAUUGAGCUGACCUCCCCUCGAAUGUUCACCUACGGCUGCACAUGGGAGUUUGGAGCCAUGGUGAACUACAUCAAGAAGACAUAUCCCCAGACCCAGCUGGUCGUCGUGGGCUUCAGCCUGGGUGGUAACAUUGUGUGCAAAUACUUGGGGGAGACUCAGGCAAACCAGGAAAAGGUCCUGUGCUGUGUCAGCGUGUGCCAGGGGUACAGUGCACUGAGGGCCCAGGAGACCUUCAUGCAGUGGGACCAGUGCCGGCGCUUCUACAACUUCCUCAUGGCUGAUAACAUGAAGAAGAUCAUCCUGUCCCACAGACAAGCUCUUUUUGGAGACCAUGUUAAGAAACCCCAGAGCCUGGAGGAUACGGACUUGAGCCGGCUCUACACAGCAACAUCUCUGAUGCAGAUUGAUGACAACGUGAUGAGGAAGUUCCAUGGCUAUAACUCCCUGAAGGAGUAUUAUGAGGAAGAAAGUUGCAUGAGGUACCUGCACAGGAUAUAUGUGCCUCUCAUGCUUGUUAACGCAGCUGAUGACCCCUUGGUGCAUGAAAGUCUUCUAACCAUUCCCAAGUCUCUCUCAGAGAAACGGGAGAAUGUUAUGUUUGUGCUGCCUCUACAUGGGGGCCACCUGGGCUUCUUUGAGGGCUCCGUGCUGUUCCCUGAGCCCCUGACAUGGAUGGAUAAGCUGGUGGUGGAGUAUGCCAAUGCCAUUUGCCAAUGGGAACGGAACAAGUCGCAGUGCUCUGACACGGAGCAAGUGGAGCCUGAGUUAGAUUGAGGCCUCCGGACUCCCGGCGCGCUCCAGUGGCCCUCCUCUGGAACCCACGUCCCCUUGAAGGAUGUUUCAGGUCUCCCAUCUCCCUCAGUGACCUGGAUCUGACCUCACACCAUCAGCGGGGGCAACCCACCAUGCAACCUGUCUCAAGUAGGCAGCUCUCCCUGGGAGCUCCAGGCUAUUUUUGUGCUUAGUUACGGGUUUUCUCCAUUGCAUUGUUAGCCAUGAUGACAAGUGACAGGAUUCUCACCCUCCUGUCCAGUUUCAGCAUCUGAUUACUUUCAAGCCAAUUACAUCUAGUUUUCCUAUUAAAAAAUGUGUCUGAACAGCAGUUUUGCCAAUCAAAAGGCCUUUCCCUGAGAACAGUGAAGGAUGUAUGUUAUUUUGUGAUGGUUAUACUUCCUUGAUGGAGCCCCCAAGAGUUCAGCAUCACAGACCAAUGCUGAAGAAACCACUCAGCUUGGGAGUCUGAAAGCCUGAGGCCUCCCAGACCUGAGCUUCACCUCUGAAACAGGAAAUUCUUGAGUUGCAAGACAAGUUUUCUCCCUCGCCAUCUUCCAAGAUGAUUUCCUCGAAUCUUGCUGCUGCUGAGAGUCGCGUGGGGCAUUUGUUUAAAAAUUCAGCCUCCCAGGUCCCUCCCCUAGGAGAGGCUGAUUUAGUGGGUCUGGGAAGGGGUCUGGGGAUUUUAAUUUUUGACAAGUGCCCCAAGGGAUUGUCAUCACCCAGCAAACUGAGGGAAACACCGAGCUGUAGCUCCUUUAGAUAGAAACAUCUUGGUGGCUCAUUUUAUUGACAUUCAUAGUCUAUAUAAUCUCUUUGCUCCCAGGGGCCUCAAGACCUGUUGUGUGGAUGCCCUCAUGUGAUCUCAGUAUGGUGUCCCCAAAAAAAGCCCUGGGCGGGAGUGGACAUUUGGACUGAGCCCUGGCUCUGCUUCUCCCCGGCUAUAUGACCCUGGAUAAGUCCCUUUGGACUUGACUCUUUUCCCUUAUGAAAUGGGGGACUUGGGCCAGGUAAAUUGCCGAGAUGACCACCAGUUCUGAAGUUCAAUGACAAACUCAGUGUACUGAGGUUUGAGAGAACAUCCCUCCAGGGAGAUCCGGGAGACCCUCUCCCAGGCUGAGCAUGCAGAUGUCAUUUGCAAUUCUUUCUCCCUCCCCUACUUCAUAUAAAGAGAUUUGGAGAUCUUAAGCACUCACUUGUGAUUUUUAGGUUUUUAUCUUGGGUCCCUCUAACUCUGGGUUUUGAUACCAAACAAUUCAAAAGUUGGAUCUGAGUUUGAAGAAAUAUAUUUCCAGCUGAACAGGUCACUAUUUGAAAAGCAGCUUUGUAAUUAAAUAACCUCUGUGUGUUGUCUGUUGGAUAGAUCUUUCCCAAUGUCUCCUCAAUGGACGUAUCACUCUAGGGUUCAAGUACUCCCUUUCUGGAAUCCUGUGGCACUUGAAUUUCUAAAAAUCCUGCACUUUCAAAAAUCAGCAGUUGCUAUCUGGAACUAAACCGAACAGUGGAUGAAUUGCCUGGCUGCUGUUAAGCUUUUUCCCCUCUAUUUCAUCUCCUUUGACUCCAAGACAGACUGGAAUAUAGUAGUGGUCUGUGUGGCUGUUUAAGGGAGCCACCUAAACACCUGAAUGCCAACCCUCAGGGCCACAGAUGGAAUAUAGCUUGGGCAUUGGUCCAAGUGACUGUGACAGUAAUGUCUGUAAGCUGAAGAAAUUGUUUUCUGACAAUCACCAGAUCAUCCCAAUAACAUCAUAAAUUGCCAUGCUUUCAAAAGACUGAGAUGUCUAUGGUCUCAACUUUGCUUUGAUAUAAUUUCUCACAUAAAAUUCUGUCACUGUGCUUCCCCACCCUCAAAGUUUCAUUUCUCUGCUGCAUUUCUUGUUUAUAUCCUUUUAGUACACAUUGGCACUUUAUUAUUCAUCCCUCAAUUUGGAAGCUAUAGUCCUUCUCUGUCAAUUUUCCCUCCACACAAUUGCAGCUAUGAUCUAGAAGAUUCACAUAGGUCCCACUACUAUGGUCAUUCCUCGAGACUUGUUAUGAAAAUAAGUAAACCAAGCAAUAAGGUGUCACCAUCCCAGGAAGCAAGGGGCUCCCUUCACUUGCCUGAGGCCACAUUUUUCUCUCUACUGACAGAGCAGUGCCCUGGGGACUACCCCCCUUCAGGGGAUAUGUCAGCCCUGUUGUCACUUUUGGAAGGAGGUGGGAACCUGGCCUGCACAGCAGUCCUGGGGGCCCACAGAGGAGAGGCAGGGCUGGGACACAGCCUUUGUCACCCACACUACCGGAAUUCCACCCCCCAUGACUGGGGGAGCGGGGCAUGUUCCAGCUGAAAGCCCCUUAGUGUAUGGCUCUGAAUGGCACUGACGUUUCAUUUUGGUUCACACAAAAUCAACUGAAGCUCUUUAUUCAAGUUCAGGUUCUCAGGAAUGGAAAUGAGAACAUGACCGUGGCCGACUUACAGGAAAAUUUUUGUUUGAUGCUGAAUGAGCACAGAGGCACUGAGUGUAGAGAUGCCAACUCGCCUGAUAAAUGAGGGAGCUGCUCUGUAUAUGGGUCAUCCUCUUCUUCCUCUUUCCUUCCUCUGGGCUUCCUUGCUUUUUUUCCCAAAGUCAUUACUUUCUGAUAAUGUUGUGAAUUGUCCUCUUGCUAUUUAAGGACUUAUUUGGACUAAAACAAGGCUAACUUUUUAGAGAAUGUUUGAAUUUUUGUUUUAAAAUCAAUGAUAUAAAUUUCAUAGAUUUAGACAAUUCUGUAGCAAGAAUAACAUUAAAACCAAGGGGGAAAGCAUCCAUAUUUCUCCAGUUGUAUUUCCUGCCUCCUAAAUAAUUUGAAGAUUCCUAUCAAAUUAGGAUUACCUAUCUUGGAAAAAGUGUCAAGACUGCAUUUCUAAUGGCAGGGAGUUUCAGACUUGAAGAAAUCCCUUUCUUUCCUUUAGUGACUUUGCACCACUGAUCUCAGAGCAGAAUGAAGAUGGAAAGUUUAUUGUACUAUAUUCUUUUAACUUCUGCGGCAUUUUAUACUUGUAGAGAACCUUAGGAUCUACUAAAGUAUGCCUGAAAGGGCAGUAGUCCUUUAUUCUCAUGGUGUUAUGGAACCAGGGUCUGGAAGGCCUGUCUUCUCAUCCCCACUUGCUCUGAAUCAUAUUGAACACAUGGGCAAGUCAUUUCACCUCUCCAAGCCUCUUACCUCAUCCUACGUCUAAGACUACUUCAACCACUCAUGUAUCUAUCAUUUGUUCAGCCACUGCUAAUUAUUUGUCUGAACUUGGCCUCUAAGGCCCUUGCAGGUAGAAACAGGAGGGUCACGGCCCCUAGGCUCAUCUCAAGAGGACUUGGGGACAGGGAGUUUGUACAUACAGCUUUUUCUAGUUAGGACCUUGGAUAGCAUCCAAAGACAACGUCUUUGGCCUCUUACUUGUCUCCACUGCUAUAACAAGUUUUUUUGCUAUUGUCAGAGUGGUCUUGUAACUGUGGCAUCUAAGAGCCAUUGGGAUAAAGAUAGUAUCUCCAGCAUUUAGUGUGACCAGGCAGAGCAUGGAGAAUUGCUAGGGCAGAAAUCCAUCCUGCUCAGGUUCUCACUCUAAAUCCAGUCUCCACUCAGAUGAACUUGCUGGGUAGUUGAGCUUUUUAUGGCUGGCAUCUGAAUGAAUGCUCUCUUUGUAACUAGAUGACUUGAGGUAGAUUUUGCCAGCUCCAGGGUAAUAGUACAUGUGUUCUUGUUUGUGUUUGCUGGGGAAGCAGGUGUCAGAGAUGUGAGAGGCUUUUCUUUUCUUAUGGCCCUGAUCCUAACUUAGAGUGACAAGUUUUUUUUAAAAGCAUGUGGAGUUGAAGGACCUCAUGGGUUUUUCCUUUAGGCACACAGGAGAGGUCUUAGGAAGCAUUUCACUUUAGUGUUCUGUCACAGUAUCAUCUGAAAUUGUUUUCCUUACCCAGAAAGCCUUAACUUGCCUCUAGAAAACCCCCUGGUAUGACAGCAUUAUGGCAUAGGAAUUCAAAUUCUUCUGUUAUAAAUGUUUGAAGCAAAGCCACAGCAAUACCAGAGAAUUUCAUCAGGUGGCCUGGAGGCUUCUUAUGAUGUCAUGUCCACAUUUUCAUCCCCAACAACAUGAAUAAUCUGGAACAUCUCCAGCACCUGUCUCCCUACCUGUCUUCUUGGCCUUACUUUCUUUCAAAGUCAGUUUGGAUCACUCGCAGCCUGCCUGGGGCAUUUAGCAAUUGAGGGCCAGGUUUUCUCCCACCUCUGUUAUCUAAGCAAAAGCCAAUAACCCUACUUUGUAAACUAGAAUUGCUUUUUCUAAACUAUAUUUACAGCUGAAAACAUGAGAACCGACCCCUACUGGCAGAGGGAACCGGGAUGCCAUCCAGAGCAAAGGCUGCUCCUCUGACCUGUAGCUACUGCUGCUGCCACCAGGUGCUGCAGCCCAGCAUCCUCCUUAGUGACCCUUAGAAAUAGGCCACAGAGUCCAACUUGCCAGUCAUCCUUAGAUGCCUAGAAUAUAGACAGCUGCUCCCUUUGGAAGAAUCUGUCCACCACGUUUUCUGAUCUGUUUCUUCUUAGCAUGUAUGAGGGUAGGUUUUUCAUGUGUACCUAAUAAGUAAGCUGAAGUUCAUUUUGAACUGGAGGAUUAAGUCUGACAUCCUGAGUUUCAUGAAAUUCUCAGCUUUUAACUAGAUUCCUGUCAAUUAGUAAUAAAAGCCUUAACCUUCCUUCUCCCCAUUCUGGUCCCCCAUUCACCAGGAAAUCCCAUAUUGCCAUAAACCAGGGACAGUCCACUUCUAGCACUUGCAGAAAUGCCCCUAGUUUCAAUGGGCGUUCUCCUUCCAUACCACACACAUGCAGUGGCUAAUAGUUUCCUAAAAUAAUUGCCAACCCCCUUAGUCCCCAGCACCAACCACUGUGCUCCUGGGCCACUCACAUGAGGGAACCCCACUCCUGCCCAUAAGAGCUAGGUUCACUCUAGUCUUCAUUUUGGCCUCUUUAGUUUUCCUAAAGCACAAGCCUUCAUAGAAUCCUGUCUGCUCUCCACAUCCAUUCCAGAUGAUCUGGGUCUCUCCCGCUGCCUCAGGAAGACCUUCACUGUACCUGAGCUUUCAACUUCUUUCUGCCACUGCAGCUGCCUUAGUGACACCAGGGCUGGCAUGGAGGAGGGGGCCAGUUUGCCACCCUCCUUUUCCUUGUUAGAUUCCAACUAACCACAGUCUUAUGUUGGCAGAUCUGCUUCCAGAUUGAUUUUUGAGAACCAUCACUUUCACAUUCCUGAUUCUAGUUUGUUUUCAUUUUGUUCUCUUUGGGUUCAUGAAACUUCAAAUGCUGCCAUGGAAAUACUGUAUUUUUGAGUUUGUGCUCUGAAAGCCUCUGUGCUGCCAAGUAGAGGGAAAUACAGAAUCCUCUGGCACCAAGGUGUUUCAGAUUUGCAACUAGCAAUGCAAUUUUUUCUAAAUAUGAGGAUAGUUACCUUUAUUAAGAAAUUAUACUAAACAAUGGUGUCCUUGAUUACUUUAUGUUCUCACAUUACUUUUGAUUCUACUUUGAUUCUGUGUGGUGGUGAUCAAAGGUCAUUACAAACAAAAACUGUAAUUUUGUUAUCUUUGAUUCAAUGGAAUUUCUUUACUUAAAAAAAAAUAAAGACUGAAAAUGUA